AGUGCAAUUUAAUCAAGCAACUAGCUCAAUGUCUCUUUCGUUGACUUCUGGUUCGAUUGUUAUCUGCUCCGAGCAUCGUCUCCGUCAAUCUCCGUCGUAUUUGAGAACCUCUUCUUCGCGGCCACUUUCCCUCUCUUCCUGUAGUAAGCAGCUUUCUCUCCACCAGUUUUCUCAGAUCUCACGUCAGAUCAAAGUCGCCGCGAGAGGCGCCAUGGAGACGACGGCGGAGACAGUUUCCGGCGGUGUUCCCAACAAUACAAUGAAGCUAUUGUUCGUUGAGAUGGGUGUGGGUUACGAUCAGCACGGGCAAGACGUGACAUCGGCGGCUAUGAAGGCUUGUAAGAAUGCAAUUUCGUCGAAUUCGAUUCCUGCAUUUAGAAGAGGUUCGAUUCCUGGAGUUUCAUUUGGAGAAAUGAAGUUGCAGAUUAAGCUUGGAGUGCCUCAUUCUCUUCACCAACAGCUGGAUUUGGAGAAGGUUAAGUCUAUCUUCCCAUAUGGGAAGAUUGUUAAUGUAGAAGUGGUGGAUGGAGGACUGAUUUGCUCAAGUGGCGUUCUAGUUGAAGAAAUGGGUGAUAAAAAUGAAGAUUGCUACAUUAGAAAAAUGAAAGGGAAUAAGAAGAUUAGUUCGAUUUUCGAGAAUCGCCAUGUAUCUGCGUCUCAGGAGGUUUAUCUACAGCGAUGCGGCUUCGCCGUACCAGGUCAACCACCUCCAGAUUCCGAUCCCUCCGUCGGAGUCUCGCCACCACCGUUAAAUGACGAAAUUGCAUCUCAGCGUUCGUCCGAUGAUUCGGAGACGGAUAGUGUAAUCGGUUCGGGUCACGAUGCGGUGGAGAGUCAGGCGAUUAGGUUAGUCUCUCCGGAGGAAAGCGUGGACACCGUUGAUUUAGAGGAAGAUGUUGCAGAUCGGACGGUUGAGGUUUUGGCGGAGGAUAAGCAGAGUGAUGUUCCUCUGGAAUCAGAGAAUCGUAGAGAUGAGAGGUUGGAAUCUGCAGCGAAGGAAGAUAGAGGAAAGAAACUUAAGAUUCCUUUGAGAGAUGUUGUAAAAGCCAUUGUUAUGAAUUCGAAGAACACAGAGGAAGAAGAAGAAGCAGACAAAGAAAUUAAGAAGAUGAGCUGUGUUCAAAUCCUCUUGCAAAAGGGAUUCAAAUUUUAAGGUGAUUUCAAUUGAAAUUUCAAGUGUGUUUGUGUUAUCUAGGGUUCUUCAAUGUCAGUUUUUCUGUGUGAGUAGAAGUCAUGAUCUUACUCUUGUGGUUCUUGACGAAUAUGUGAAUGUAAAUGGUGUUGUUUCUUGUAACAAUUUGAAUAUCAAAUCAGAGAAAAGUGUCGUAAUCGCUAUUCGCUUUGCGUUGUUUUGCUCUUCAAUCAGAUUAAGCAAAGAGUUACCAAAUCAAUGUGUUAUUUAUAC
This is a messenger RNA of Arabidopsis arenosa, 1405 nucleotides long. Lineage: Eukaryota; Viridiplantae; Streptophyta; Magnoliopsida; Brassicales; Brassicaceae. The record is from the annotation of a GenBank genome assembly.